GGUCAUUUAGUGAUUGUUCAUUUAGUGGUGUGGUUGUUUUGUCGUUUAGUUAUUUUUGUUUUUGUCAUUUAGAGAUCAUUUCCUUCCAGAGAAAAGGGCACUUAGCUCUUUUGAAGUUAACUCUUGAACCUUGAAUGGAGUGCGGAAGCCGACUUUCUUAUCAACUUUGGUUGAUUCCUGGCUUUCCUGCAAUUCUUUGGCGAGGUCGUUAUCGGAGGCUAUUUGCUUACUCUUUCGAUCUUGAAUUUCUUGCUUGACCGUUGCCAUCUUUUCAUCAUAAUUAUCCAUAGGGUCCUAGCUCACCAGCCAGA
Pelagomonas calceolata is the source of this 311-nucleotide messenger RNA. NCBI's taxonomy places the organism in Eukaryota, Pelagophyceae, Pelagomonadales, Pelagomonadaceae. The record is from the annotation of a GenBank genome assembly.